GCCGCGACUCUCCCGUCCCUCCCGUCUCCAGCUAGUAGCCCUGUUCCAUUGUGCCAGCUAGCCAGCCUUUAAGAUCGCGGGCAGUCUCUCCCCUUUGCGUUUAGUUUCUUCAUCGUUUCUCCUCUUCUCAUCAACCCCGGUAUGAUACUAUGAUGAGGCAAUGACACUUACACACGUUGAUACCCCCAAGUUCUACCCAUCCACCCCAUCAUGGCAGACCCCACAGCCAACCUCUCCCGAGGGCCGAUCCUUCUUUCCCUUUCUCUGGCCACUGCAAGUUUUGUUUUCGCCACCACCUUCGUCCGCUUCUGCACCCGCAAGGGAAUCCACGGCGGGUACGGAGCCGACGACUACACGAGCGGGGCGGCCAGUGUGAUAGCACUAAUAGGGACCGUCUUCGGCAUCCUGGAGAGCACAGCCUCGGAUCCGGCGCGCGCCCUGCAGUUCAACGUGCUCGGGCAGCCGUGGUACCUCGUCAGCGUCACCCUCAGCAAGAUCUCGAUAUGCCUUUUCUUCAUGGACCUCUUGAGGAGGGCGCGGCAGUGGAGGAUAUUGCUCGCCGCGCUUGUUGUGGUAAUGGCCAUCACCAACCUGGCUUUUGCCUUGGCUGGGUAUCUGCAAUGCCGGCCGUUGGAGAAGAUGUGGGAUCCGGAUGUCCCGGGCGACUGCCUCUCGGGGCCGGGUACACAGAUGAGUCUUGGCUACGCUCAGGGGGCAUUCUCCGUCUUCUCAUGGGUCUUCUCUGCCCUCUUCCCGCUGCUGAUACUGCGCGACAUCUCGCGUGACGGCGAGCCACGAUGGCCGUUCUAUGUCACAUCCGUCCUGAGCUUGGUCUGCGGGAUCUUCGUCAUAGUCCGAACCGCACAGAUCUCCCAAACAGCGGGCGUGACGACCUACACCCUCCACUUCUUCUACGCCUCGCUCAUGGCCAAGUGGGUCUCACACCCUUUUAUUUCCUUACUACCAACACCCUAACUCACUCUAUUUAACCACCCAUCAGCCUAGAACAAAACCUCUCUCUAACCGCCUCCAAUCUCCUCACCCUCGGGCCCCUCUUCUUCUCCCCCACUCGUCCCUCCUUUAC
This is a messenger RNA of Chaetomium strumarium, 1084 nucleotides long. RefSeq lists its product as uncharacterized. The record is from RefSeq and is a predicted model, not a curated record. Lineage: Eukaryota; Fungi; Ascomycota; Sordariomycetes; Sordariales; Chaetomiaceae. Bases 211 to 975 code for a protein of 254 amino acids. The transcript is spliced from 4 exons.